Molecule: messenger RNA, 786 nt
Organism: Arachis ipaensis
Lineage: Eukaryota; Viridiplantae; Streptophyta; Magnoliopsida; Fabales; Fabaceae
Source: RefSeq, a predicted model, not a curated record
AUGUGUCAUCACCAAGGACCUUUUAGAGCAACUAGCUUGGCAAGGACAUCUCAACAAAUACUCGGUGGUCAUAUACAACAGUGGGCUCCUCCUUCUAAUGACAAUAAUUCGGCAGCACAUCACAGCCAAGAUAAAGAACACCCGAGUUCGACCAAAUCAGACCAACCAAGAGGUAUCAUUAACUGUAUUUCUGGAGGUUUUGUAGGUGGAGGCGCCACAAGCUCGGCAAGGGAACACUCUUACCGAGCUAUGUUGUCAAUAGAAGCCAGUCAAGAUCAUCCUCAGACCCCUUCACAUUUUUUCCAGAUUACAUUCCAAAGCUUCGACUUUAAUACAACUAUAACAAAUUUUAAUGACCCUGUUGUGAUCUCCAUCCAGUUAGGAGAUCUCCUAGUUAAAAAAGUAUUACUGGAUCCAGGGAGAAAUAUCGACGUUAUUUUCCAUUCGACAUCCCAGAAGAUAAAGUUAAGUAACAACAUGCUACAACCUUCCAUUGGAGACCUAGUCAGCUUUUCAGGUGAAAGGGUCCCAGUUUUGGGCUCUGUGUGGUUCCAAACCACACUCGGUGAGGUUUCCUUAUCAAAAACUUCAGAUAUUCAAUACUUAGUCGUUGACCGUUUUAGCACUUACAAUUUGAUUCUUGGCCGACCUUUUCUAAAUAGGUUCGGCGCUAUCGUUUCUACAAUUUAUCUCUAUGUUAAGUUCCCUUUGCAGGAUGAUACAAUUGCAACUAUUUACAGUGAUGCUCGUAAGGCCAGAGAAUGUUACAACAACAGUUUUAAAUGA